AUGGAAACCAUCGGUUCUCCGGACAGUCCCAAUUUCCCCUAUCGGAGAUAUGAACGCCUCCCACCCAUCAACCAGUUUUCCUCCAUAGAGAGCGACUCAGACUUGUCAGAGACUGCUGAGCUCAUAGAGGAAUAUGAAGUGUUUGACCCAUCUAGACCCAGACCCAAAGUCAUCCUCAUUAUAGGUGGCCCAGGCAGCGGUAAAGGUACACAGUGUCUGAAGAUCGCCGAGCGCUAUGGCUUUGAAUAUGUCUCAGUGGGUGAGCUACUCAGGAAGAAGAUGAUCCAUAAUGCCACCAGCAACAGGAAAUGGAGUCUGAUUGCCAGGAUCAUCACCAAUGGGGAACUGGCACCACAGGUAUUUGGAUGAAGACAGGACGAUAGG
This is a messenger RNA of Puntigrus tetrazona (Sumatra barb), 384 nucleotides long. Its product is annotated as adenylate kinase isoenzyme 5-like. Gene Ontology annotation, biological process: nucleoside triphosphate biosynthetic process. Gene Ontology annotation, molecular function: ATP binding; nucleoside diphosphate kinase activity. NCBI's taxonomy places the organism in Eukaryota, Metazoa, Chordata, Actinopteri, Cypriniformes, Cyprinidae. The coding region runs from base 1 to 369 and encodes 122 amino acids. Gene Ontology annotation, cellular component: cytoplasm; cytosol. The transcript is spliced from 3 exons. The record is from RefSeq and is a predicted model, not a curated record.